Daktulosphaira vitifoliae (grape phylloxera) is the source of this 3400-nucleotide messenger RNA. Its product is annotated as serine/threonine-protein kinase SIK2-like. Gene Ontology annotation, biological process: intracellular signal transduction; protein phosphorylation; microtubule cytoskeleton organization. NCBI's taxonomy places the organism in Eukaryota, Metazoa, Arthropoda, Insecta, Hemiptera, Phylloxeridae. The coding region runs from base 340 to 3105 and encodes 921 amino acids. Gene Ontology annotation, cellular component: cytoplasm. The transcript is spliced from 10 exons. Gene Ontology annotation, molecular function: ATP binding; tau-protein kinase activity; protein serine/threonine kinase activity. The record is from RefSeq and is a predicted model, not a curated record.
CACCGCUGCCGCCGGCUGGGAAAGUCGGCACGCGGAAACAUUGGAAACGGGACCGCUGCUGUACGAUGUCAGAGCACUGUCGGUAAUCCGCGCUCACGGUCACCGUUUUCGCCGGCCGUCGUUUUUCCAAUCCGACGAGCAUGUUGUAUUUAAUACAAUUGAGCAUUUUUAUUCGCCAAUAAUUUCGUUAGUGUUUUACACAUAUAUUAAUUAUUCCAUUGGUUUAUUUAUCAGUUUAUUACCGUUAUGCGUUCCAAAACUGAUUAUCGUCGGUGCUCCGCAACGUCUGUUGUAUCGCGACUCAUUGUACAGUUCUAUUUUGAUAAAAAGAAAUUUUAGAUGUCAACAAAUUGUUUCGAGCAUCAAGAAAUGGAUACCAAACCGGACACUAUUGGAUUUUACACAAUCGAUCGGCGUAUCGGCAAGGGAAACUUUGCAGAGGUGCGGUUAGCCACACAUCGGUUGGUCAGAAGUGAGGUGGCAAUAAAAAUGAUAGACAAAAGAAAAUUGGAUGCUGUAAACUUAGAAAAAGUUCACAGAGAAGUAGAUAUCAUGAAGCAAUUGGAUCAUCCACAUAUCAUUAAAUUGUAUCAGGUGAUGGAGUCAAAAGAUAUGAUCUAUAUUAUUUCUGAAUAUGCAAGUCAAGGUGAAAUUUUUGAUUACAUAGCAAAAUAUGGAAGGAUGACUGAAGCUGCCGCCAGAAAAAAAUUCUGGCAAAUACUUUCUGCCGUAGAAUAUUGUCACAAUAGACAUGUUGUUCAUAGAGAUUUGAAAGCUGAAAAUCUACUUUUAGACUCUCACAUGAAUAUAAAAAUAGCAGAUUUUGGAUUUAGCAAUUAUUUUACGCCAGGUGAACAACUAGCUACUUGGUGUGGUAGUCCUCCUUAUGCUGCACCAGAAGUUUUUGAAGGCAAAAAGUACUACGGACCUGAAAUCGACGUCUGGAGUAUGGGUGUGGUGCUGUAUGUUCUUGUUUGUGGAGCUUUACCAUUUGACGGUAGCACAUUACAUUCACUUAGAGACCGAGUAUUAUCUGGAAGAUUCCGCAUACCAUACUUUAUGAGCACAGGUUGUGAAUCAUUAAUCCGCAAAAUGCUUAUACUAGAUCCGAACAAAAGAUAUACUAUAGAACAAAUUAAAAGGCAUCCUUGGAUGUUGGAAGAAGCACCUAGAUUGUUACCGGGUACUGCAGCCGAAAUGCCCGCAGAACCUAACGAUCAAGUAUUGAGGUUUAUGAGUAGUUUGGAUAUAAAUACGUCAAGAACUAGACAGUCGUUGAGAAAUCGAACAUAUGAUCAUUAUGCAGCUAUUUAUUAUUUACUUCUGGAAAAACUCAAACAACAAAAAUCGCAAGAAAAUUGUCAUUACUCUCAAGAAAGAAAGUUAUCUGAAAAACAACUUCCGGUUUCUUACGAACCAAAUUUAUUUUGUGGAGGUCACCCUAGUCCUAAGAAAAGAGCUUCUAUAGAUUGUCCAGCUGGUCACCAGUACAUAUCAGAUUUAUGGAAACAACCUAAGACCAGCGCAGCAACUGUUCACCUUAAUAGUCACUUGCCGUCCAAUCGACCGCGGUCAUAUAGCCAGGGCCGUGCUGUUCAGCAUUCCGUUAACUUAGCCGAUCUUAAAUCUCAACAACAUCCGCCAUUUAGAGAACUCCCUCAACUUCCCAAAUUUAAGAGUAAGCCAGUGUCGGAUAAAACAUUUGUACCGAAUAAUUUGGUUUCUGCGCCACAAGAAGAAAUACCAAAAAUAUGCUAUCACACUCGAUUAGAUCAUACCACCAUGAUAGCACCACAGUACUCGACAUCGACAGACGAGGGUAUCGAAACUGAUUUAGAAGAUGUAAUAUCCUCUAGUCCAACGCUGCCUCUACCUAUGCAGCGAUUAGCAUAUCCAACGCCAGUGAUAAAAAGCCAUAGCCAGAAUUUGGCUGAUUUACCGUCCGUUACGGGUCACUAUGAGACUGAAUUAGUAUCAAGUUUACCAUCGUGUGCGCCCAAUGAUUGUGGGCACAAUUACAUCGAUACGGUAGUAAACGCUCUUAACAGUUAUCCUUCUUCUUGGGACAGACGCAAUUCUUUUGUCGCGUACACACCUAGUUCAGCGGACGGUGGCAAGGCGCGUCUAUUACACCAAGAAAAUUUGUCACCAAUAAAUUUUCGUGAAGGCCGUAGAGCAUCUGAUGGAUUAAUGAAUCAAAUCAAUCAGUAUCCUCCAAUGCCCAGAUCUCCACAUUUUGUUAAUCGUGAACGUUUGGCUUUUAACAACCAAAAGAUACAAGACUGCUUCCGGAACAAAGGUCUUUCAGAACUGCAUACCGUUCAAAUGGAACACGAUACUUUAAAAUCACUCUAUCAGAGUUGUUUACCUAACGAUGAAUUGCGGAAACAGAUUGAGUUAUUUGACUCUCCAGUUGGUCGUGGUAUUGAUCAACGUGAUUCGUUACAGGCAUCUCUUCAACAUGGUGACUAUCGCUAUAGUAGCAGUAAAGAUACAGUACCACCAAGAUCUCCAUCAGCAGCCAUAGCUAAGCGAUUUAAUUAUGCCGCUAUUGAUGGAUUUGCAUUGGAUAAAGCAGGUUUACAACAACAAUUACUCCAGCAACGAUUGCACCAACACAAACGAAACCUAUUGCAAAAGCAAUGUGCAUUUUCAACAGCGGCAGUGGGGCAAGACACAAAAAGACAUCAUCAUAAUAAUCAACGACAAUCAUUGCUUAAAACGACCCAAAUAAUGUUUCAACCAAAUGGUGUAAGCAGUAGUGGUGUUAACAUGAGUGUCGAUGGAAAUCACCUAAGUGUACAUUUGCAAUCUGAUGGUAGUUGGCAGUCGCUACCACACACUAUGGCCACUUGUCAAAUAAACGACUUCGAUAACCAAGCCAAUUGGUUGUCAGUUCCAGAUCCACAACACCAUUGGUACAGUACAGCUGGACAGCCAUUGAAUUUUUCUAAAAAUUACACUCAGCUUAGCAGUACAGUUAAUAUGCCAAUGGGAAAUUCUUUGUUGGGUUCCAACGACAUAUCAGCAUGGACAACACCUAGAUUACAAUCCUUAUCAGAAAACACCAUAUCAGAACUUGGAGAACAAAUGGAAUCCGGAUAAUAUUAUAUAGGAAAAUAAUACUCGUACACGAUUAGAAUGAACUUUUUUAACGAAACGCAUUCAACAUUAGUCAAGAUGUAAUUACGUUACCUAAUAUGUUUAGUAGUUUGCAUUUAUACUUAUUUAUAUCAAUCGACAUAAUUUUGUAUACUAUUAUUUUUUUUUUAAAUUAAAAUUUGUGCUUAAAUUUUAGUGUACACUCAUACGAAAUAAUCAUUUUAAUUGUAUAGUAAAAAAGAAUAACAAUCAAAAUUUUUGAAUAAAUGAUAUUUAUAGGUUUGUAUAAAUACUAAAA